GCUUGGUGUUUUUGUAAAGAGGACAAGAGAACUUUCCGAGAUAACGAACAAAAAAAGUUUCCGGUGCUGUUGCACCACCUAUGGUGUUGUAGUGCGCAGGAAAGUAAAAUGGACUACAAGCGUCGCUUUUUGCUCGGCGGGUCCAAGCAGAAAGUGCAGCAGCAGCACCAGCAGUACCAGAUGCCUGAGCUGAGCCGGACCCUGAGCGCCUCGCUGGCCUCCUCGUGCUCCGCCUCCUCGCCCCUGGGCGGCGGGGGGGGGAUGCCGGGCAGCUGCCACCCGCCUCCCUCUGGCACAACCACCGCCGUUGCAGACAUCCAGCAAGGCAUCUCCAAAUAUCUGGAUGCUCUCAACGUGUUCUGCCGGGCCAGCGCCUUCCUCACAGACCUGUUCAGCAGUGUGUUCAGGAACUCUCACUAUUCCAAAGCAGCUAUGCAACUGAAGGACGUGCAGGAACACGUCAUGGAGGCGGCCAGCCGGCUGACUGCAGCAAUAAAGCCCGAGAUCGCCAAGAUGUUGAUGGAGCUGAGCGCCGGGGCCGCCAACUUCAAAGACCAGAACGACUUCAGCCUGCAGGAUGUUGAGGUGCUGGGUCGGUGCUUCCUCACUGUGAUGCAGGUCCAUUUCCAGUUUCUGUCGCAGGCCCUCCAGAAGGUGCAGCCCGUGGCUCAGUCCUGCCUGGCCGAAGCCCUCGCUCAGGCCCAGGAGCGCAGCGCCAACGCCCGCUCCCAGAGCUCCGACCUGGGCCCCCUCACGGAGCUGGAGGAGGCCUCUCGGCUGUGGAAAGGUGCAGCUCAGGCCAUGUCCCGGCUGAGAGAGAGGGGGCGUGACGGCUGCCUGGCCGGCCUCCAGGUGCAGCAUCUCUUCUGCUCCAACAACACCAACAUCCCCGAGCACCAGCUGAAGGAGCUCAACAUGAAGAUCGACAGCGCUUUGCAGGCCUAUAAAGCAGCUCUAGAGAGUCUGGGUCACAGCGAGUACGCUCUGAAGGCCGGCUUCCAUCUGAACCCCAAAGCUGUGGAGGCGGCCUUACAGAGCUGCUGCAGUGAGGCGGAGGCUCAGCAGGCGGGCCGGAUGCAGACCACCUCUCAGCCAAUCCAGUGCGAGCUGCCCACCAUCCCCGUGCAGAUCGGCUCUCACUUCCUCAAAGGAGUGUCCUUCAACGAGUCCGCGGCUGAAAACCUCAAACUGAAAACGCACACCAUGCUGCAGCUCAUCAAAGAGGCGCUGGGUCAGAACGGAGUGACGCCCCGGGACGACUCCCCCGUCACGGAGGUCCUGAACCAGGUGUGCCCCUCCAGCUGGAGAGGAGCCUGUAAGACGGCCGUGCAGCUGAUGUUCGCCCAGGCCGGGCUGGUGGUGGUUGAUACGGCGCAGAUCGAGAACAAGGAGGCCUACGCUCCUCAGAUCACUCUGGAGGGCUCCAAGGUGAUCGUCCAGGUCCCCUCCACAUGGUGUCUGAAGGAGGACCCGGCCACGAUGUCUCUGCUGCAGCGGAGCUUGGAUCCGGAGAAGACUCUGGGUCUGGUGGACGUUCUGUACACCGCGGUGUUCGACAUCAACAGGUGGAAGGAGAGGAAAGAGCAGUCGCUGCCCACCAUCCAGCUCCAGCUGCAGCGUGAGACCCCUGACUUCAACGUCCAGGUGGACCUGCCCCCCGGCCCCUGCUCCAAGACCUCCAGCGGUUUACCCAAAUCGAUCUCCAAGCUGACCUCCAAGUUCACCAAGAAGGUCUCGUCCAGCUCCAACAGCGGGGGCAGCUACUCCAUCCCCAGCACCCCGUCCCGCAGCAUGCUGAGCAGCAGCUCUGAGGACAAGUCAAAGGGCCUGGGGAUCCUACAGCUGAGCAACCUACCCGGCCCCCCCGACCCCUCGCAGCUGCCCAACGGCCUCGAAGACCAGGGCAUGAACCUGCCCACCGACCAGGAGAUGCAGGACGUCAUCGACUUCCUGUCAGGGUUCAACAUGGGGAAGUCCCAGCAGGCAUCCCCCCUGGUGAAGAGGAGGAACUCUGUGGCGUCUGCUAACCCCGCUGAGCUGAAGCCCCCCAGCGGAGCCCCACCCACAUCUCAAUCUGUCUCCCAUAGCAACCUGCAGCCCCCCACUCAACCCCAACUUCCACAGAAGCAGCAGCAGCAGCAGCAGCAACAACAACAACAACAACAACAGCAGCCUCCUCCUCCCCAACAACAACAACCCCCUCCUCCCCAGCCCUCCCCCCAGGCCAUGCAGUACUACCAGCACCUCCUGCAGCCCAUCAGUCAGCAGCAGCAGCCUCCCCCCCCUCAGCAGCAGACCCCUCCCCAGGUCCUCCCUCCCCAGCAGAGAGCUCCCAGUAAGUGGCUCGGCGGCUCCUCCAAUCAGCAGCCCCCUCCCCCUCAGCAGGGCCCCCCAGGAGGCCUCUCCCCCCUAGGUCCCAUCGGGCAGUGGGGGUCCCCCGCUCUGCCUGACCUCAGCUCAGACCUGUACAGCCUGGGCCUGGUCAGCACCUACAUGGACAGCGUGAUGUCGGAGAUGCUGGGCCAGAAGCCUCAGGGGCCCCGAAACAACACCUGGCCCAACCGAGACCAGAGCGAGGGGGUGUUCGGGGUCCUGGGCGACACGCUGCCUUUCGACCCAGCAGGUGACACAUCUCUUCAAUCAAUGAAUCAACUUUAUUCAUCCAGCAAGGGGCAAUUGGUUAUAAUAAUCAUUAUCAAAUCAACAUUUAUUAUAGCCCCAAGAAGUAUUGCCAUGUGAUAAAAGCAUGUGACGGAAGGGAUGCUAAUGAUGAACGGGAACUAGGCGAUGGAUAUUAGUCGACAAGGAAGACAGAUGCGAAGAGAGUCGUGCUUUUAAAGGAGUCUACGGAAAUAGCUUCACGGAUCUGAAAUAAUAAUAAUACAUUUUAUUUAAAGCGCCUUUCAUGACACCCAAGGACACAGUACAAUUAGUUAAACAUUGUAAGAGGUAAAAGCAACAGAACAUGAUAAAAACACAAACAUACCAUCAUGGAGAAGAUGUGAUGAGCAGCUUAUGUCAUGUUCACAGGCAGGAACACACAGGAAGAAAGCACACAGAUUUGACUCGAUAAAUAGUUCAUAGAAUGACAAUAAAUAAGUAAAUAAUGUAUUCCCACAAGGGGGACUUUUCCACGUGAUUAUCAAGGUGUUUAUUAUGAUUUAGGAACCCUCAAAAUAAGAAGUAAACGAUACAAAAUUGAGGUUAAAAUCAUGACGAAUAAUAAUUUAUGCAUGUCUUUUAGGGUUAGUGUUCGUACUUUAGUCUAUUAUGGCGCAUUUCCACUGCAGGGCCUCGCUCGGCUUAGUACGGUAUAGUUAGGCCUCGUUAGGCCAGGCUCACUUUAUGCUGCAUUUCCAUUAUAGUUUAGUAGCUGGGGU
Molecule: messenger RNA, 3380 nt
Organism: Gymnodraco acuticeps
Lineage: Eukaryota; Metazoa; Chordata; Actinopteri; Perciformes; Bathydraconidae
Biological process (GO): Rac protein signal transduction
Molecular function (GO): CCR4-NOT complex binding
Source: RefSeq, a predicted model, not a curated record